This is a messenger RNA of Uloborus diversus, 5671 nucleotides long. RefSeq lists its product as uncharacterized. The record is from RefSeq and is a predicted model, not a curated record. NCBI's taxonomy places the organism in Eukaryota, Metazoa, Arthropoda, Arachnida, Araneae, Uloboridae.
AAGGAAACCGGCAAACAGCUUGUUUUCCUCCAAUGCAGAAGUGCUCAUUUCGUGUGUGUGUGUUCCACAACAAUUUAUUUUACACAAUGUCGGCCUUCUGUCCGUUUUGUUAAAGAGCUUGAUGAUCAUUAUCCGUUUUUCCUAAAUUUCUGUCCCGAAACUGAUGGCUGAGAGAGAAUCAAUCGACGAACAAGAAGAAAUAGAAACCACUUCUCCUUCCCCAGAUUCCGGGAUCAGCGUGUGCGAUGAGGAAGAGAAGUCGAAAACAGAAGAAAAGGUUCCGCUUCAAGUACAGAAGCAACCUUCUGAGGAAAAAGUCCAGCAGCGGACCUAUACCCCUCCCCCGUACCAAAACACACUGAAUCCUUUUUUCUACAGAUAUCACGACCCUGACAACAGGAAGCUGACAUUGCUCAAGUCUUUAAGCCAAGACAGCGAAUACUCCUUAGAUGGCUCACUUUUUGAUGCUGAAGAAUUUCUUCAAGACCUCGGAUUUGCUGGAACAAUCGAUCCUACGAUACCAGAGAGGUUUCUACCAUCUCUUAUGCAAAGACUGUCGAAGUUCCCAGAAUCUGAAAUUGGAACUUUGCAUGAAAGAAUAGUGCAGUCCAUUGGUAGUUUCAGGAGAAAAGAAGGUAAAAGAAGAUUAUUCAGAAAUUUAAGCAUGGGCAAAGACUCGUUUACCGACACCAAUGUCACGAAUAAUCUGCUGCCUUGUGUAAAUAAUUAUCCUUUGACUCGCUCUAAUACUGGACCUGCAGCCUUUGAGUGCGAGGAAGAAUCAACAAAACGAAAGGCGGGAAGUCGGCUUCUGAUCGACAUUGGUCGCAGCAAUGAGGUUCCAUUUGAGUCGUCCACUAGUCAGGAUGAUGAAUCAAAACUACCACUCAGUCCUGUUGCCAUUCUUGUAUCUCACGCGAGCAUUGACUGUACUGAUAACGGAAACGCUCUUGAAGAUCAUCAACUUUUGGUAGAUCAAAAGCUGAAUGAUGAAGAUAUGGCAAACGAUAUUUCCGAUUCUGAAGUUACUCUCAGCCUCUGCGAAGGAACGAUACAAAGCUCUCUGGAACAUGUUACCUCAGAGUUCAGUGAUUUACGUAAAGAAAUGAAAGAUACUGGAAGUAAUUCUUCUUGUGAUCAGAAACGAAAUACGAGCUUUGACACAGAAGACGAAAAUUGUUCAAACGAACUUCAAAGGAAGCAAACAUUUAAGUUAAAUAUCAGAGAAGAAAAUGCUUUAAAUAAUUUUCUUGGCAAAAACACUAUAACAUCUAAUGAUUCUGAACUUGAUAAAAGCUGUUUAAACCAUCGAAGAAAUACUUUAGACCAUGUAGAUAUUUCUUCGCUUAAGAGUGAGAAUGGAAUUUCUUCAAAAGCUUCCAAAUUAUUUCGCGAUAAUAGAUCUUUCCGUUCUAAACCCCCUCUGAGGAGGACCUCUACCCCUCAAACUUCAGAAAGUAUCCACAAACUUACAAAUAUUUUGAGGAAUUCAGUUGCUGUUGAUUCUUUGAUACUUCCAACAGAGGAAAAGAGUAGCAUCUUUUACAUAGGAGAUAAGGAGCCAUUGAGAGAGAGUAUACAGAUGUUGGAUAAAAGCGAUUAUCCAAGUUUAGAAAUGGCAAAAGAAGUUUCUCUUCAAAACAAACAGUUUAAUUGUCAAAAUACACCCAAGUUUCUACGCAAAAGCAUGAAGUCUCACAGUGAAAUAGCUUUACACAAUAAAGUGCAGUCCUCCAACACAGCGUAUUCUAGGUCAAAUUCUCUUAGCAAUUUUUUAACGUCUAUGCUGAAUUUGGAAGAGGAAUCUCUGUCGAGCAGUGCGAUCGAUGAAAAUUCUGAACUAGGGGUUUCUAAUAUUAAACUUUCUAAUAACAACUUAAUGUCUUUAACUGAAGCUGUUAAAACUUCCCUCGUUGAAACAACUGAUUCGAAAGUUACCCCAGCGCGAGAUUUAUCGUUACAAACUCCUUUUAAAAAAGCGACUGAUGCGCUUCUACAUGAUUCAGCAACUGAAUCUUCCCUCAUUGAAACAAUGAAUUCAGCAGUUACUCCAGUUCGAUACUUAUCCUUACAAACUCCUCUUCAAACUGCAACGGAUCCGCUUUUACGCGAUUCAGCAAUUGAAACUUCCCUUACUGAAGUGGAUUCAGCAGUUACCCCAGACCGAGACUUAUCCUUGCAAACUCCUCUGCGAAAUGUAAUGGAUCCACUUUUACGCGAUUCAGCAAUUGAAAGCUCCGAGGAAUGUGUUAAUGUUAUGGGAAAUGGAAGCAGAGGUUCUUCCAAGCGCAGCUUGCUAGGAAAAUCGUCAACAUCAAGGAAAUCUCCGCAAUCCGUUGAAACUACCAAAGAAUUCAAUGCUAAAUCUAAUUUAGCGUCACACACGGAUCUCACGACCCCUUCAAGUUCCCAAAUUUCUUCGUGCCCAAAUCCAGAUAAAACUCGAGUGAGGAAGGUGCUAUCUGCUCCAGAUCCAGCGCUUGAACAAAAUUGCACUUCAGAGCCUCUAAUUAAGUAUUCUGAUUGCUCAAGUUUAAAUUUUACAGAAAGAGCUUGCAAAGAGGGACUACAUGAAAAAAACAAGCGUUGUGAUAACAUUAUGAGCAAUGUCUCAAAUAUUUGUACUUGUCGAAAUAUUAAGCGAAUGAAACGAAAAAGACACAACUCUUACCCUUCUUCCCAACAUAAGUUUGAUUUUAAACCUGGCUUCACAUAUCCAGUACCAAAUACUAGUAGGUGUCUAUUUCAUUUUAACUGCUGCCUGUCUCAUCCUUGUCCAUCGAGUUAUGUUAAUACUUAUAGUGUACCAAAACAUUUAUUUCAUAACUGUAAUCCAGGCUCAAAAUCCUUAUCAAAUAACAUUUGUCUUCCUUCUCCAAACAAUUUCUCAUCCAAAUGUGAUAGUGACAAGGCUUCCAACCAAAGAAGUUCGCCACCUCUUGUAGUCUCACCUCACACGACGAACGACUUCUUUCCAUCCAGAACAAAAUUGACAAAUUACGAAAACUCUUCUCAUUCCGCUGAAAUCACUCCCUGUUUUCCGUUUCAAAGGAGUAAACUAUGUACUCAUUCUGAAAAUAAUUUUACUUCGAAUACUGAUAAAAUCAGAGUUAGAAACUUGAACAAUAGAAAACCAUUUAGAGGUCGAUUGAAUAGAUUGAAAUGUGUUUCGGGCCCUCAUCCUACUUUCCUGGAAGGCUCGUUUUCUCAAGAUGAUGAAGUUUUUAUACCAGAUACAGUUACGUGCUGCUACAAGUGUUUAUCUUGCUCAUGUACAUUAGAGAACCAAUGUUUUAAUAGUGAGAAAAACCAAAUGUCUUCCAAAGGCGAAGAAACUGCUGGUACACCCGCUAAGUAUUUCGUGUAUCCUAACGAUGACGUUAUUACUUUAAAAGGUGCAAACUCUUCUGAAAAAAUUGAUGGACAGAGUACAUUUCAUAGUACAAUGAAAUCUGAAAACAAUAUUUAUUCUGAUGUCCUUGUCGAUGAUUAUUCGAAAACCAAAGUUCUCGCCCCCUCAAUGUCAUUGCCUCUAACUGUAAACAGUCAAAAAUCCAAGGGAAAUUCAUGUUUUAAAUUAGGUGAUGAAAUGGGUAAUUCUGUAUUGCAAGACAAAACUAUAACACCAGCUCAGAAUAAGCGGGAAGCAAUGCUCGAAAAGAAAAUUUAUUUGUUCUCCAAAUUUUUAACAAACCUUUCAAAGUUGUCAGCCGCAGAAACAAACUUCUCCAUGAAUAAAGUUUCAAACUCUAGCCAAAGAAAACGCGAUGACGCACUUUCUUUUGGGUCUUCGUAUCCGUUUGAUAAUGUGGAACAAAACAAUCAGCCACGCAAAUGUUUCACACCCCCUCCUGAUAUCGAUAAGUUAUUAUAUCUUCUAAAAACAGUCGAGUUGAAGAAAAAGUCUUUGAUUUGUUCUGACGAGAUGAAAACUUCCGGAAAUGAAACGAGCUCUCACAAUUUGGAAAACUGUCGGGAAUCACCUGUUUACAGAAGUGGAGUGACUUUGUAUGUCAAUGAAAGUAUGGAGCGUCUUUCGAAACCUGUUUAUUCAUCUGCUGUGUCCCUAGAAGUCAACUCAGAAAUGACUAAAAAGUCGGAUCAAAGGGAAGCUGGAGAAUCGUGUGAUAUUAAAUCUAGUCAAAGCAUGAACAAGUCAUCUAAAAGUUCAAAGCAUUUUAAAGGAGUUUCCAAAGACCUCGAAGAGCUUCAAACUUCCAUUCAAAAAGCCAAAGAAACUAGAAUCUCAGCUUCCCGUGAGUUGCAAUUUUUACAAGAACUACUAUCAGGAGAGACUGCAGAAAAAUACCGCUGUUUGUUAUCGAAACAAAUAAGGCUUUGUCAGAUCUCAGACAAAAAUCGAAACGGCAAGUUUUAGAAGACACGGAGUUUUGGCAGCAAGAACUCGAAAAAAUGAGAAAAGAAAAUGAAGAGAUGUGGCAAGGCAGGCUAAACAGAAUGGAAGAAAAGCUAAAAAAUCAAGAAGAAGAACUGAUGCGUAUACAAAGUGAAAAUGAAGACAUGCAAAGACGCUUGGAAGAUCGUUCUUCCCCAUGCCACUGUAAAUCAGAUUCGAAUCAGAAUGGUUUUCUUCGAAUCGAUUCUGCUUUCGAAGAUGAUGAAGAAUUCUUCAACCACAAGUCUUCCACUCCUACUGUGUCCAUGAAGCAGGAGACGGAACGGCUACAAGAGAAAUUAAACUUGUCCGAACAAAAAGCAGAUGAACUUAAUCUGUUACUCAAUCAAAAAUUAAUUGAAUUGAACAAGCUACAGAUUACAUAUUCUAAGCAAACAAAGGAAAUAAUUGAACUUGAGAAGGCGUAUAUACAGCUUCAAUGCCGUUUCAGAAAGAAUGCCACCAAGCCAGUUGUUUCUAGGCUGUGUGCAAAAACAUCAUCACCAUUCUCACCCAAGAAUCUUUUCCCAAAACCUUCUCCACCAGCUACUCCAAUACCUACCACUAUUUGUCGUUGAGAGAAAGAGAGUCAAAAAAUAAGCCAAGUGUCUUCCAUGUGUGAUACAAAGAUACCAGAUUUUAACUUAAUCAUGUUCUGCUGUAUAAAUCAUUUUUCAAUCAUAUUUUAUUUACUUCAUUGUAAAUGUUCAUAUUAAUCCUACUAUAUUCAACGUUUUAUUUUUGAUAAUUGCAAUCUUUUAAAGUGGUGCACUGAAAGGUGAAUUUUCUGGUAAUUCUACACCAAAGAUGUUCGUUCACCUAAGAUAGUUUUACUAUAUAAUGAAUAAAUAAUUAAACAGGUUGAAAUAUAAAAUUGGUCACAAUUCACGGUUUAGAUAAUUGAAGUUUAAAGAUGGUUUUCAGCAAGUUUUAUGUUAUGUAAGGACAGUAAUGGUUUUUGCGUAAAUUUAAAAGCUUCAGCUGGCAUUUAAAACUUAUUAUUUGCUUCUUUUUAUUAAUUAAUGCUUAAAGAUUAUUUAAAACCAAGUUUUGAUUUUUAAUUACUGAUUACAGAAUUGAAUGCCUUUAGAAAAAAAAAUGAGUAUUCUGCUCUGAAAUACCAGUAAUAGCUGCAGUCGUUGAUUUAGCUUAUGCCCAUUCAAAUUAAACAUAAAUUAACUUAAUGUAUGCAAAACUUCUCUGUAAAAUUAAAUAUGUAUGUAUUUUUAUACAUUUUAAAAUAGAGAUGUGUAAAUAAUAUUUUUGAAUAUGCUA